AUGUUCGAUUUAUAUAGUGAAGCGGGGAAAGUUGUACAAAAAGCGUUAGACAAGGAGAAGAAUGUUCGAAAUGCAGUUUAUGCAAGUAAUUUUAAGAACAAGAAGCAAUUAUUGCGUCUAUGCUCUGAGACGUUGCGUUUUCGAAGAUGUUUGGAUAGGCUUUUGGAAGUCAAAGAAUUGCAUGACUUAUUAACAGAACUACAUUUUGAUCGUUACUUGCUCUAUGUAUUACUGUAUGAUCAUAUUUUUGGUCAAGGAUUGAGCAAAGCUAAGAAAGCAUAUUCUAAUGCUAUUUUGAAACGUGCAGCCUAUAUCGACCAACAAUUAGAAACAAUGAAAGAUAUAAUUGAAGAGACGAAAGAACAUGUUUCAAAAAUCGUCAAAAAUCCGAGAUAUGCAAGAGUGAACACCCUAAAAUGGUCUUUUGAUGAAGCAUUGCAGGCCUUGCAAGAUGAAGGGUGGAGUAUUUCGAGUUUAGAACCUCAAGAAGGUGACGACUGGUACAAAACUGCUGUUGGUUCGAUGUUGGAAGAUCAGAUUUAUAUUGAUUGUCAUGUUAAUGAAUUGCUUCUCUUUCCUGCAAAUACCGAUUUGCACAAACAUUGGAUGGUUACGGAUGGAUAUCUGUUAUUGCAAGACAAGGCGAGCUGUCUAUCAAGUCUGGUUUUGAAUCCAAAAGCAGGAACUUAUAUUUUUGAUAUCUGUGCAGCACCUGGCAUGAAAACUAUACAUCUUGCUGCACUAGUCCGAAAUGAAGGCAAGAUUUUAGCAAUUGACAAAGCAAGUUAUCGGGUUAAGACGUUACGCACAAUGAUCAAGAAAGCUGGGGCAGUCAACGUUGACGCAUGUUGCGAGGAUUUUCUUCGUAUUGAUGUAACAAAUAGUGAAUUUAAUGAGGUGCGGUAUGCAUUGUUGGAUCCUCCAUGUAGUGGAUCUGGGAUUGUGAAACGUAUGGACCAGCUGAUUGAUGAGGAAGAAAAAAUAAGCACCAACCGUUUGCGAUCUUUAUCAAAUUUGCAGGCUAUGCUUUUGAAACAUGCAAUGGGAUUACCAAAUUUGAAGAAAAUCGUCUACUCAACGUGCUCAAUUCAUGAGGAAGAAAACGAACAAGUCAUCGAAGAGAUCCUUAAUGACGAAUUUUUACGGACACGAUUCAAACUGACAAAGGCAAUGCCGAAGUGGCCACAUCGUGGAAGAGCAAGUUAUUCAUUUGGUGAUAAAUGCCUGCGAACAUUAUCAGAAAUUGACCUCACUAAUGGAUUUUUUAUUGCUGUUUUUAAGAGGCGGAACUGUAACAGUUCAUAG
Cercopithifilaria johnstoni is the source of this 1305-nucleotide messenger RNA. NCBI's taxonomy places the organism in Eukaryota, Metazoa, Nematoda, Chromadorea, Rhabditida, Onchocercidae. The record is from the annotation of a GenBank genome assembly.